Penicillium argentinense is the source of this 1836-nucleotide messenger RNA. Its product is annotated as metallophosphoesterase family protein. Gene Ontology annotation, molecular function: hydrolase activity. The transcript is spliced from 2 exons. Gene Ontology annotation, cellular component: cytosol. Gene Ontology annotation, biological process: nucleotide catabolic process. Bases 1 to 1836 code for a protein of 611 amino acids. Lineage: Eukaryota; Fungi; Ascomycota; Eurotiomycetes; Eurotiales; Aspergillaceae. The record is from RefSeq and is a predicted model, not a curated record.
AUGUGGUGGUCGGUGUUGCCCUUCCUUUUCCCGUCGGCGCUCGCCGCUCAGCCCGCCGCGCCCGCGCCCAUCCGUGCUCCGCUGCGCGACCUCGACAUCGGGCAACUCAACUUCCUUCAUACGACCGAUACCCAUGGCUGGCUGGCCGGCCAUUUGCAGGAGCCUUCUUUCUCGGCAGACUGGGGCGACUAUGUCUCGUUCGCGGCGCAUAUGCGGGAAAAGAUCGAGGCACAGGGUCGGGAUCUGCUCGUUAUCGAUACCGGUGAUCGCGUCGAAGGAAACGGUCUUUACGACUCAUCCGAACCCAAAGGCGUCUAUCUCCGAGAGAUCCUGCGACACCAGCACGUCGAUGUGAUGACCUCGGGAAACCAUGAACUAUACAAACAGAACACCUCCGAGGCCGAGCUCCUGGUCACCGUUCCCUGUUUCAAGGGCAGCUAUCUCGCCUCGAAUAUCGAUAUCUACCACCCCAAAACCGAGGAGCUGGUCCCGCUGGCCCCGCGGUACAAGAAGUUCACUACCAAACAGCAGGGCAUUCGUAUCGUAGCAUUCGGCUUUCUCUUCGACUUCACCGGAAACUAUAAUAAUACUGUGGUGCAGCGCGUGGAAGAAACUAUCAAAGAAGACUGGUUCCAGGAAGCGAUCCGCGACAAGGAGGUUGAUCUUUUCCUAGUGGCUGGCCAUGUCCCGGCCCGCUCCCCGGAGUAUAAGGCGAUCUUCACGGAGAUCCGCUCGAUCCGCUGGGACACCCCGAUCCAGUUCUUCGGCGGCCACGAACACAUCCGUGAUUAUACCAAGUACGACUCCAAAGCUGUUGCUCUUGCCAGUGGUCGGUUCAUGGAAACCGUCGGAUUUAUGUCGAUCGACGGUCUUUCCACGAGCGAAGGCCCGAGCACGGCGGCUGGUCCCGUCUUUAAGCGGCGAUAUAUUGAUAACAACCUCCACUCCUACUACCAUCAUACAGGUCUCGACGAAGAUUCGUUUCCGACCGAAAAAGGCCGGAACGUGUCCCGACUAAUCGCCGAGUCCCGCAAUGCCCUUCAGCUGGACAAGAUCCACGGCUGCGCCCCUCGUGACCUCUGGAUGUCACGCGUCCCGUAUCCACACAAUGACAGCGUCUAUACUUGGCUAGAGAAGCAAGUGCUGGCCGACUCCUUGGAAGAUGAGUCUCGUGGUGACGGACCUGCUGUGGCCAUUCUGAACACGGGCGCUAUUCGGUUCGAUAUCUUCGAGGGCCCGUUCACACAAGACACCACGUGGAUUAUCUCUCCAUUCACGAACGGAUUUCGCUAUGUGAAAGAUGUUCCUUACGACAAAGUACAACUAAUCAUGGAGGUUCUCAACCAACAAACCAAGGUCAUGCGAAGAUGGAUGGACGAAACGGAUGAUCACCUCGACUCUUUGGGACCCCCGGCCCAGCUUGAGCAUACCGGUGAUGUGAUCGCGGACGCGGAUGAGUCGCACGAUUGGCCUGCAUUUGACAUGGUUGGCACCCAGCAGAUUCCCCUCGCGGCCAAGAAACCAUCUGGUGAAAUUGUACCAGGUUAUACGACCCAGGACGACGCAGGCGACGACGGAGACGAUAGCAUUCACUCUCCCAUCUCCUUCUACCGUGUACCCAACUGCAUCCAGGCAUUGGUGUCUGUAAAUGCAUCGACUGCGCUCGAGACGGUGGACUUGAUCUAUAUUGAUUUUAUCGAGCCGUACUUGACACUAGCUGCCAAGUUCGCUCAGCUUGAUGUUGAUUUCGCCAAGGAGGGCAAGGUGUACUUGCCGGGCAAGACCAUGACGGACGUGAUUUUAGACUGGGUGAAGGCGAACUGGAAAUGCGAGUAG